Molecule: messenger RNA, 5577 nt
Organism: Python bivittatus (Burmese python)
Lineage: Eukaryota; Metazoa; Chordata; Lepidosauria; Squamata; Pythonidae
Source: RefSeq, a predicted model, not a curated record
AUUUUAUGCCUAACUGUCUGCCUCUUUCUUUUGCAGGCCCAAAACGUUCAGCUUAGCAAAGAUAUGACUCUCGCCAGUAACCACAGCCUAGCAGAAGGAAACCUCUUAUACCAACCAAAAUUAGACGCCCUGAAAGCCUCAUUAACCCAAAAGUAUCAAGAGCUACAGGUUCUCUUCGAAGCGUAUCAGAUAAAGAAAACCAAGCUAGACAGACAAUCCAAUAAUGCUUCACUGGAGACCCUUCUUGCACUUCUUCAGACAGAAGGGGCCAAAAUUGAAGAAGACACUGAGAACAUGGCCGAGAAGUUUCUGGAUGGUGAAGUUCCACUGGACACCUUCAUUGAUGAAUAUCAGAGUCAAAGGAAAUUAGCUCACUUGCGGCGGGUAAAAAUAGAAAAACUCCAAGAGGUGGUACUGAAAGGACCCCGACGGCCCCCGGUGCCCCCUCAGCCUGUGCUUCAGACUUCAGAGGCAAAUACGCCUCCUUCUGUCAUGCCUCGCCGUAAUCCCCCCCCUCCUCCUCCAGGGUCCGUGGUCCCAGCAGGACGUUUUCCGACUCCUUUUGUGGCGGCGAUGAGCGCGGGGCCAGCCCUUCCUUAUCCAAGCAUUCUGUAUCCUCCAAUUCCCCCGAGAACAGGAGCUCCACCACCAGGUCAAGGGCCGUUGCCAGGUUACCCAAAUCCGUUUGUGCCGCUGUACCCGCCCGCCCUGCCUCAGCGGCCCCCGCCUCGCCUUCCUCCCAACCCCGGUUUUAUCAUGGAAUGAAAAUGCCAUUGCGUCCUGAUUUCUGUACACUGGUGCUGACCUUUUACGAUCCUUAAAGCUUGGAAAGUCAACCGAAGUAGUGGGAAAUCAACAGCGCUCCGUGCACAAGGGGAACCCUCAACGGAUCCUGCAAACGCCACUGGUUUUGAUCAAUUUUUUAAAAGAGAGAAUCAACCUCUCCAUCAAGCCCUUUCCUAGAUGGGUGUGAAACCCAUGUAGAAUCGGUGAAAUGCUUCCAUUAUAAACAGAGACUUGCCUCGUUCUUCAGAGGAGAUUUGAGCCAUGUGGUGGCCUGCUGGCCACUUCCCAGGAGAUCUCAGUUCUUUUUACUCCUUGACUUGGGCACGGGAAACAAAUUCCAGAAAAGAACCCCGUUCUAAUCCCCGAAAGGUUAGCUUUUGAAUAUAUGUUCUGAGAACAAAGUCACACUGAAAUGGCAAUAAAGGGAUUCGUGGUGGUGGCGGUGGUACAAAAAACAUGUAGAAACUAGUGAGUUUGUGGUUCUGAGUUAGCAAAACUUUGUAUUAGCCCCAGUGGGGGGCAAGUUGUUUGCCCUCUAAUGUAAUCCCAUCCAUUUCAGCAACAGGCUGCCAAUUUCAGUGGGCGGGUGUGGGAAAAAUCAACGACUUGUACAUAUGAAAACCUCAGGAUUUAAAAAACAGCAAAUGGGAAUUUAAAUCUCCGUUCUUGAGGAUUAGUCAGGAAUACACAAUCUGUGCCACUGGAGCAACACCAUCAUUCUGCUUCUUGUUCCUCUCUUCACCCCACUUCCUUUCAUAACUUCUUGCUUGUGGUGAGGGAUAUGUGUCUCUGACACAUUUUCCCAGCCAAGUUCUAGAAAGUCUUGGCCUUUAAUGUGUCUGUGUCUUGGGGAGCAAGUUCUGCCAAAAACACUCAUGAGCCCAAGCUUGACUUAAUGCUUGUUUCUAUCUUAGCCAAUUAGUUCCUCCAGCUUUAUAUUCUCAUUCCUUAACCCUAAACCAAAGUUAUCCUAUAACAGGGAACCUCAUGUCUGCUUCAGAUUGGGUCAAAAAGUCUCUCCCCCCCCCCUUUUGCUGCUUCUUACAAAUCUUUUGUGUGCUUCAGAAGUUAUACUUUUCCAAAAGACCAGGAAUCUCUCAAGAUAACAGGACUACUGUUGUUUUUUUAAAAGAAAAUAAGAUGUGUGUCCCUGAGGUGAAACAUUCACACGUUUGGAAAAAACCAGAUUGAAAGCAGCAUUUCCUAUUUAACUAGAGCAUCCAUCUCUGGGCAAGUGUCUUAACGCAUCUCUGGUUGAUUUGCAGUAUAGUUCCACGUAAGACCUGUUUCUUAAAUAGGUUGAGUUUUGUUGAUAUCACUAACACUUCCCUGAAAUCCGUGUUGCCACAAUCAUGUUCUUGAAGAGAGGGGGCAGCUUCACACUGGAAAGUUAUUUGAAGGGAGUGAUAACAAGGGGUAGAGGGAGCUGUGAGAAACACAAGUGUGAAGUUGUGAGAACACUGUAUCAAUUAUCAGCUUCUGUUGCCAUUUGACUUUCCGCUGGUGCAGAAUGUCAUCUGAUUUAUCUUUCUGGAAGAACCCAGAGCAGUGAAUCUAGACCUUGAUGCAUACACUCCAGCGUUUUUCUCCUGCUCGUUACGUUCUGUGACUUCUUAACAGGACUCUCUAGUUCACGUCCUCCUCAUGGCGACCGAAGCUAAGCAUUUACCAUGCUUGCUUAACUAAGCCCUGGGAAAUGCGUGUUGCAUCAUAUUUAUACCGUUCUAAGCUCUUCCUCUUUCCAAGAGUGACUUAAGAAUAACCUUAUAAAAAAUUUUUAGAGCAAGAGGAUCUUUUCUUCAAGCCAUAACUUUAGGUUGAAAGAUAAAAAAUUGAGGUUAUACUCUUUUGUCAGUUUUGCCAUUGUAUACUUGGGAUCAUCUGCAAAAUGCCCCUUUCUCCUUAGGGGCCAGAUUUCCUUUUCUUGGGCUAGAAUGAUCCUUCUGGAUACAAAAUGUUGAGGUUGGCCGAGGCCGGUAGUUCCAAACCAGUUAGAGCCUGCUGUAUGAACUAUUUCACCCUGUGGAGAUGUGGGCAAUUGUGAAAAAAAUAGACUAAGGGAAAAGCAUUUUUAUUUCUUGAAAAGACAGCGAAGGUAUACAAGUAUUACUCAGCACUUUACACCCAUGUGAUUCUGUCAUGAUCUGUAGCACUUAUCAGUUUGUUUCUCUCUGACGCUAACUGCGUGUGAGACACGCAAAGCUUCUGAGGCCACGGCUUGUUAACUGGCUUUGUGGAUGUGAUUCUCUCAAGGGACCUGUUCCUACAUGCUCUUCAAAAAGUUGCUCCUUGCAGGACAACCCUCUGAGGCACUCCCGUGCCCUGAGAGAUAUCCAGUGCUGGAAAAGACGCGUGAUUUGCCCUCGGAGGGAAUCGUAAGCUUCAGCUUAUCUAAAGAACAGCUUUUGGAUGCAUCUCAACCAGUUGAGUGUCCUUGAGCGGAUGAGUCACUCAAAUUCCUUUUGGGCCCAGUGGGUGACUUGCAGAAGUCUCGGUUGUGUUAAAGACUCUCGGCAGCUUAAGUCACAAAGAUGAGCUUCGAUGCCAAUUGUAUUAGUCUUUCAGCUUGUCAUGGCAUCGCGCUAUGGAGCCAAGGGCGGGCAUUAAGGCAUCCAUUUCUCGGCACUGACAUCAGUUAUGACUUCCUGCCUUUUUCAUUUUUUAAUUGAGAAAAAGCGUGGCUCUCAGUGUUGUAUGUGAUGUGUUUUCUACUCUUCAAGCAUUGCAGAUUCACAACAUAAUUGGAUGUUGCCCAGAUGUUAGAAAAGCAGCCUUAGUUUUAGGAAGAAGCCCCUUGUUGGACACCCUUGCGUAACUGAUGCGGCAAAGUAUGUUCAUAGGUGACUCUGCUCCAGGAAGAGGCCUCAGGUGCUUAAUGUUUCAUCAGUCAUACAUUCUCAAGGGCCACAUGUACUCAAGUUCAUGGCGAGGAUGCUUUGCUCCAGUUUUCACGUGUCACCGCUGGCUUUUAUUUUGUCGGCAGUGAGAAUAUCUGAACUCUCCCCAAGAAAAGGAGAAUUAAGCCUGUGUAUGAAUUUCGCAGAGCGUUUUCUUGCUUUCUGAAACAUUCUGGGACUCGGAUCAUCAUGUUCUUAUUAAGACAUAGUCUCCCCCAUCUUCCCAAACUCCGUGCUACUAAUUUGCCUUCCAAAAAAAAAAAAAAUUGUGCAGAGAUACUUUGGAAGAGUCUGCUACAGCCAUGAUGCACAUAGAUUUUGUACAGUGUACAGCUACACUGGGCGAAGGGCUAACGUGUGCCUUAGAACCACUGCAUGAAAUUUCUUAGGAAGAAAUUCCUUCUGCAUUUCCUCUAUUUCCCUUUAUGCUGAGAAUUUAGAAGGAAACUGAUGGCGGCAUCCCAUUGUCUCCUUAUGGUAGGAAACACAGAUCUUUGGCUGGCAGCAGAUUUUUGCUAAAAGGUUUUUUUACCAGAGAAAGAAGGAAGCCUCGUCUCAUGGCAAGAGUCAGUCAAGCCCACUGGGGGAGGAGCAGGCCACGUUCACUCGAGGUUGCAGUCCUUCGGCUGUGUCCAUACAGCAAAUAAAUAAUAAUCGGAGCUUGGGUGGAAUGGAGCCACUCAAGGCCUUUGCCAGUUGCAGGCAUUCCUGCUUAGGUGUAAUUGAAAUCAAAGGGCUGACAGAAAAAGACAGGAGAGGAACGGAUCUUCAACUCUUGCUUGGUGGAAGCUGAAACUGCAUGUGUGCACGCACACACCCUGGCCCAAAAAGAGCCAUUGCGCCAGAAUUGGUGCCUGUCGGAGUUGAUGGAGAAAAGGUGGCAACGCAAACCCCGGCUGCUCUCCUAAUGGCCGCCCACACGCCGUCGUUCACUGAAGUGGAGAUAUCCCUUGUCACCUCCAGGCCCUGGCGAUGGCGAACCCUACCUGAAAAGACAUUGUUCUUCAGCCAGAAUCAGCCAUGCUGCUUCCAGGGAGCAGUUUAACCCGCUUGACAGAAUGAUUUUCUCUUAGCGCUCAGGGUGGAACCUUUCUCGUUCACUUUUGAUAUUACGGUUUGCAAUAGUUUCGUUUACACGAGUCACGUUUUUGAAACAGCCCUUUUAAAAAGCCAAACGCCUCCGAAGCGUAAGAAGCCAUGUCUCCCUGACGGAAUUAUCUGGGAGGGAAAUAGCUGCAAUUUUAUACCAUGGUCUUAAUUGCCCUUUUUGUGAAGGUGUGCAACUCAGGAGGGAGGGUUGUGGUAGCGUGGAACGUCACAGUAAACUGGCCUGAUGUUAGCAGUGUCCACUUUCUUGAUUAGUAUUGUGAAAAAGCACGUGCAGAUUUUGCUGGUCUGCCCUUGUUCAUCCAAUGCCCAGCAGCGGAUCUGCAGAUCAGUGCCGUUUCCUGGUAGGUGGUCGUACACAAGGCAGGCCUGUGUUCAAGCCCGAAUUAGGCUAUUUCUGUCCUAGGAAGGGAGGCUGGCUCUGUGUCUUAACGAAGAGAAGGGUCAUUUAAGGCAACUUGAUAAUCCUACAGCAGGACAGUUUUCUGGUGCUUUUAGGCCUCAGAUUACAGCGAUUUAGCGUUUGAUGCUGGAAUGAGCCAGUUCUAAACUAUACCGUGCUACCUAUAGCCUCCAAAUGUGCCUGGGAUGCAGAAAAAUGUUACCUUUCUUGCUUCUGGGACAACACCUAAUGUAUCAAGCCUGUUCAACGUUGUUGUACAACUUAGAAUGUGGUUUCAAAACAAGCUUCAGAGCUGAAAAUGGUUACUUUUUCUUGUAGAAUUGCUGUUUUAUAGAAACAAACUUUGGGGUUGCAGUGAUUACUCAUUAAAAAAAAAUUCCUAAA